Messenger RNA from Spirometra erinaceieuropaei, 2468 nucleotides. Lineage: Eukaryota; Metazoa; Platyhelminthes; Cestoda; Diphyllobothriidea; Diphyllobothriidae. The record is from the annotation of a GenBank genome assembly.
AUGAUCGCAGCGCAAGAACGGUUUCUCAAUGUUCGGCGCACUCUUGACGAUCUUGGCUAUAAACAGCCACUCGGGAUGGACAGUUUACCUCUCGUUGAAAAAAUAAUCUCUGAUCUCGUGAACACCAAAGAAAAUUUGAGUAAAACCAAGCAUGAACUGGAAUCUAGAACCGAAUUUAUGGGACGCGCUGAGGAGUGCAUUGCGCCCUAUAAAUCAGACAACGCCCGUCUGGUUAAGGAGAUUAAUUUAACACAUAGACAAAUAGAUGAUUUGCGUCUAAAGUAUGAUGAAACUGUUCGAGGUAAGUGUUUUUUCGUGGAUAUUAAUGGCUAGAUAUGAGCUCAAAAAUACGCAACCUGCAGUCAUUGAAUAAUGAUCUGCAAUUUUUUAAUUCCCAAUGUUUGGACAAACUGAAGGCAUAUGAAUUGGAAACCAAACGUAUGGCAGAACAGAUUGUUGUCCUUCAGGAGAAGAAUUUCCAGGCUGUUGUUUUUAUGCCAAGUAAUUGCUCGAUUGUAACUCGCUUUUGACAAAACUGACUUUAUACCUUUAAUUUUCAUUCACUUUACAUAGCAACGCCAUUUGGUACACCCAUCCUUUAGCAAUUGCUUGUGACUAUUCAUUGAUGAGCCCCAUUGCGAUUGCGUUUUAUUCCCCCCUCAUACGUGUGCGUGGUGUCGACCAAGUCGUGUUACAAAAUUCGAGAACGAUAGGCUCAACGGCACGGUCCAUGCAUUCACGUUCAACUGGUGUUGGUCCUCGAGAUAGGCUCACUUACAACUAAAUGACUAUUUUAGAUGAUUCGUCCUCCGCCGACCGAUUGAUAUUCCUCAUCCUUACCUCAAAGUCGAAAUUAUCCAAAUCUCAUCUUUUAGUGAAUAAAAAGUGCCUUAAUGUUCAAUUUGGUUUUGGAUUUAAUUAUCAGUCUCUUUUCACCCACAAAGUUAUCGCAUGUCGAGCGGUACUCUAAAAACUUCCAAAGCAUCUGAGGUUACUGCAGUACUGUUACCAGAUUAUGAGAAUUUGAAUCGUAUGGGGUUUUACUAAGUUGCUUACCUCUCGGUCACAGUUUUGCUCUGUAACGGUUGCCAAGACAUCGUCGUUCGUGGAGCAACCGUUGUUUCUAAUACACUUGGGUCCAAUAACUUACUUGAACAAAUUUGACUGGAACACAUGUAUGGUUUGAGUGUUUCUUGUUUUUACCUAACUCUCUACCCAUAUGCUCAAUGGAAGGAGACUAUCAGGGCGGUUAUUUAAAGUAGAUUUCCAUAAGGUCAUCGCAUUUAUCUUCAAAUUUAGGACAGCAAAAUACUAUCGCGAGAUAUUUAAUGCUUCAAGGAGCAAGGCAAUAUUGCCUUCUCGCGAAUUUUAUUGCAGACCUCCCCUAACCAGCUGGCUUUCUCCGGGGGGCAGGAUAAGGAAAAUUCUUAAUCAUACGCCGGUAUCAGCACCUGACUUCCUCUAACAUUACGCAUAAGAGCCAACAAGUCAUCACCUAAAUCACUGUUAUGCAUGGUGUUUCAAUAUUCAUUGUCUUGAAUUAAGUACAUUGAGGCCUAAUAUGCAUAGCGCCCACUGUCAUUACUAUUUUAUCUCUUUCUCGUUUGGCGAGCUAUGUAACCUCCGGUUGAAGUGCUGCUAAAUAUCUUGCAUAUAUAUGUAUAUAUAACUUGUAAACCCUCAGCGUCGCUCCAUCUCAACUUUAAUCUGAGAAGGUGCUUUGUGCUUCGAUCUGAAACACGAGGCAGCAGCACUCUCGAGCCUUUUUUAGAGCUGGCACUUCCCCGGGCUUCUAUGACCUCCUUACGUCAAGGGCCAUCUUAUAAACCAAUCGCGACACAAAACCAUCUUUUCUGAAAAUAAGUGAUUUCCUACAUGAAUUCUUAACUAAAUCUUGACGAUUUUUGUCAAUUCUGCCAUCGCUUCCAAAGGUAUCAAAGGGAUUCCGUCUAGAUCAACGAUUUUCCUACUUGCCCAUUUGUCAGACCUCUCGAUACGUGUCGAGAAUAUUUCAUAAGUUGUAGCUUGAAAGCACCUACACCCAAAAAUAUUAGGUCUUUACACAGGCACGUACCAGGUUUUACAAAUGGGGAAAACGUUUUUAUUCGUGAUAUUUCGUCUGAACGUGAAGGCAAUACUCAAGGAUGUUACUGUACGCUUUACGAAAGUGGGUUCUCCAUGAUGUUUCUCAGAUAUAUCCUUCGUUAUUUACUUUUCCGUCGAAAUGCUUUUUUGAUUUGGGACCUUUCAAAGGCUGCAGUCGCAACUCAGUGUACCCCAAAUACUCUUUCAUACGUUAAUUUUACCCAUCAUAAUGUUACAAUCAACUCAUUUUGUCCCCCUUUUAGACGGUCAUAAAAAACAAGUGCCUUUCAGACGCCAACGUAUGGAAAUAGAAGGUCUCCUUCCUGAAGGCUCUUCAUGCCCGAAUAAGGAACAGGAAAGAGGCAGUAGGCACGACGAAAACA